CAAUUUGAUUCUAUUUGAAAUUUAGGAGCUUACAAUAAAAAAUCGCAAGGGAAAAACUGAAAAAACGAAAGAGAAAUUGCAAUUGAAAGAUGAAAACGAAAUAGAGAAGAUUUCCAUGGUGAUGAAGUUGAAGGGGUAACGAUACAGGCUUCUGCGACUCCUUCUAUUGCGAUUUCCAGGGUUUUCUAAUUACCCUUCGAUAAUGGAGAACUCAGCAUCCAUUGACAAAAUCAGCGAUUUACCUGAUGAGGUAUUGUGUCACAUACUCUCUUUUCUCCCAAUCAAACAAGCUUUCUCCACAUCCUUUCUCUCCAAAAGGUGGGCCCCACUCUUUAAAUUACUCACAUCUCUCCACUUCGACGAUGAAUCCGUUGGUGACGAAGAGAAUUUCCUUCGCUUCCGCCAACUCGUGGACACAGUCACCCUCUCCACCCAAAUCAUCAAAACAUUUCACCUCAAGUGUCGUUCUAAACAUUGGCGUGACGACCGUUACAAUGUGGACCGUUGGAUCGAAACUGCAAAGCAACAUCCUGUGGAGAAUUUCCAACUCAUUAGUAGGUUUAACUGUAUCUCCUUGCCGCCUAAUAUUUUCAGAUUUUCAACGCUUGUUGUUCUCAAGUUGAUGAGUGUAAAGGUGGUUGGUGAUAUCUCUGCCGAUCUUCCCUCGCUUCAGACCCUUCAAUUGAAUGAUGUUUGUUUCGAAAAUAAGGAAUGUUUUAACAAGCUUCUUUUUGGGUGUCCCAUUUUAAGGACUUUGCGUACUUCCAUUUACUAUAUAAAAAAAGAAGAAGAUGAGGGUGUUAGGCUUAGUACAGAAUGGUUUCAAUCCUUAUCCAACUUGAACACUGCUGAUAUCGAUAUUGAUGCAUUCGAUGUUCCGUUUAGAGUAAUCUCUAAUGUCAAGAUUUUAAUGCUCACGGUGAAGAACAGGCUUCCAGAGAUCAAUUCCUAUUAUGGAGGCUUUCCUGUAUUUCAAAACUUAACCGACCUUAACUUAUGCUUUUAUAAAUUUAAUCACUGGAAUGAUGUUAUAGAAGUUCUCCAGUAUUGCCCCAAGCUUCAAAUCCUUUCUAUUUUUAAGUUGGCUGUCAAAAAACAUCUGUCCAUAAACUGGAAAUACCCAAGUUCUGUUCCCGAAUGCAUUGCCUCUCACCUCAUAUCAUGUACUAUAAACUAUGAAGGUUGGAAAGGUGAACUUGAAUUUUCAAAAUAUAUUUUACAGAAUGCUCAACUUUUAGAGAUGAUGAAGGUCAACAUUGGGCAUUCCUCUUAUUCAAGGCUAAAUCGGGAUCCUUCAGAAGAGCUAACCUCGUGUCCAAUUAUUUCCCCCAAAUGUAUACUUGUUGUAGACUAGAGACGAUGAAGGUUACCUUAUAUUUUCUUCUAGUUGGAGUAUAUUUGAAUGAGUACUUUUAUGUAGGAGUGGAUUUUCAACUGCAUUUUCAUGAAUUUCAUAACAAAGUAGAAGAGCUUGUUUGCUGAUAAAUUCAUGUUUGGAUUG
This is a messenger RNA of Trifolium pratense (red clover), 1501 nucleotides long. RefSeq names its product F-box/FBD/LRR-repeat protein At4g26340-like. Gene Ontology annotation, molecular function: protein binding. The record is from RefSeq and is a predicted model, not a curated record. The coding region runs from base 203 to 1354 and encodes 383 amino acids. The transcript is spliced from 4 exons. Lineage: Eukaryota; Viridiplantae; Streptophyta; Magnoliopsida; Fabales; Fabaceae.